GUCGGAGAUAGUAGUCAGCGCCGCCGCGGACGGGUCGCAGUGUGGGGGAGACGAUCAGGAACCAAACCUCGGGAGCGCUCUGUGUUCACGGUGCUGCUGAACUGCUUCGAGUGAAGCGUGCGGUCUGCAAUCGUCGAUUCGGAACAGCAGUGAUUUUACGGCCUGAUGACAGUGAUUCCAGUGAAGUAGAAACUGCCCGUGGGGUGGUCAGAGUGUGUUGGACUCACAACUAUUGCUACAGGCUUAUUGAACUGGCGUUGAAAGACGGUGGCUGCAGUAUCGAGUGCGGUGCCGGCCGGCGCUCACAGGACAACGGUCUGGUGUCGGCUCUCAGUGAUGGAGCGCUUUUGGCGGCUCCCGGCGGCCGCACUGCUGCUGGCUGGCCUGUUGGGCUGCACAGUGACCGGUCAGGUCACACUGCCAGCCGACAGUUACUCCUCGGCGGCAUGGAGCGGCUCAUCGUCCGGUCAGCUAACAAACCAAACUCAGCGGGCGCCUCAGCACCAAACAUCGGCAGCGCUGGACCGUUUUACACGGCUCCAGAAUUCAUCCUCCGCCGGGACGCUGCACCACGGCGGUCGUGUGUUCCGUCUGCCGGGAGGUGGGAACUGGAGCUCACUGCUGCUGGACCCAGCCCACUCCCAGCUGCUUGCCGGCGGGCGGGACGCGCUGGUCCGUCUCUCAGCCGCCGAGCUGGCGCCGCUGGAGCUGACGCGCUGGCCGGCCGACCCGCUGGACCGCCGCCACUGCCGGCUCAAAGGACAGUCCGAGUCGCUCUGCGCCAAUUUCAUCACGGCACUGCACGUGAACGGUCAACGCGUGCUCGCCUGCGCCACCAACGCCUUCGCUCCAGUGUGCGCCUGGCGCCGGGUCGGAGCGCUCAGUCGGACCCAGCGCCCGUUCUCUGGGCUGGGUGCUGUGCCAUACUCGCCUCUCCAUCCAUCUGCGUCACUGCUGACUGCGGCUGGAGACCUGAUAGCGGCCACGCCGGCGGACUUUGGCGGCGCGGAUGUGGCCGUCUGGGGCACGCUGACGGGGGCGGGUACAGCUACCGUGCGCAGCGCUCCGCACGAUGCCGAGUGGAUGGCGGCUCCCCGACCGGUCGCUGUACUGGCUAAUGGCGAAGAAGUGUAUGUUGUGAUGAACGAGGCGGGCCGCGGCUGCAAUGAAGGCCGCUCUGUAGUCUCCGUGGUCCGGGUGUGUGCCGCCGACGUGCACCAGCCCGCCCGCGGCCGACUCUGGAGAGCUUUUCGUUCCGUGACGCUCGAGUGUCGUCUCGAAGGAGAGACCGGAAGCCCGGCGCUGCGUACCGCGACCGCUGCUGAGCUGAGGGAUGGAGCGCUGUAUGUAGCGAUGUCGGCAGCGCAGUUGGCUGGAUCUGCCGUCUGUUGGUAUAAUCUAACCGACGUGGACGCUGCGCUGGAUGGAAGAUUUCUCACUCCGGCGGGCCUCGACGAACAAGAAGCCGCAGGAAGUCAGUGCUCAAACCCAACAUCACCAGUCGAGCCGCUCCACCGUAUGACGGGGUCGGUUCGGCCGUCCCGGCCGCCGCUGGCACUGACUACCAAGUACCGCUGGAAACUGGCGGCCGUGCGCACUGUUCGGGUCGGCACAGAGACUGCUACUCUGCUCUUCACCGUGUCGGAGGAGGGACACUUGCGCAAAACGCGGCUGGUGGCCGACGGCGGCUGCACACUGGACGAGUAUGAUAUUUUCGAGGUGCUGGAGAUUAACCGUAGCACCGUUCGCAGUCUGGCGGUUGAUGACGCCGCUCGAGCAGUCUUCAUCGGUACCGACUCCGAGGUGGUUCGUCUGCCGGCCGCCAGGUGUCACCGCUGGCUCUCGGAGGAGGCCUGCCUGGCCGGCGGUGACCCGCACUGCGGCUGGGACGGCCGGCUGUGCGUACCUCCUCCUGCCGGUGACGGCGGCGGCAGGGGAGACACCGGCGUGUGGGGCCAGUCGGUGAGCUCUGGCUGCGGUCGGGCGGCGCCGCCCCUGUCCGGCUGGAGCUCCUGGUCGCCGUGGGAGGUGUGUGGGCGACACGACGCCGUGCCGCUGGCCUGUCGCUGCCGGCGCCGGGUGUGCCGCGGCGGCUCGUGUCCCGGGGACGCCGCCCAGGUGGCCGGGUGCGCGGUGGCCGGCGGCUGGUCCCAGUGGACGCCCUGGUCCGCCUGCUCGUCCUCCUGCGGCCUGGCGGUGCGCUCCCGACGCCGGGUGUGUGCCGAUCCGGCGCCGUCGGGCGGCGGGCCCGACUGCCGCGGCCCGGCCACCCAGCAGCAGCUCUGCUCGCUGCAGGAGUGUGUGCCGCGCCCGGCCGGGCCCGUGGACGGCGGUUGGUCGGCGUGGAGUGAGUGGAGCGAGUGUUCAGCCAGCUGCGGGGUGCCCAGCCUGCGCAGCCGUCAGAGGCGCUGCGACUCACCCUUACCGGCACGCGGCGGCGCACCCUGCCCUGGCUGUGACCGUGAGGUGGAGCCGUGUCCGGACGCACCUUGUCCUGAGCUGCAGUUGGACUCGACCUGGACAGAGUGGGUCAGUCUGCCGGUGUCGGAGGCCGUCUCUGAGCCCGCCGUCCGGGUUCUCAGCGGCCGCGGCGUGGAGAUGGUCCUGCGCCGGUUCCGCUACAGCUGCUGGGCGGCCGUGGCCCGCAGAGGACUGAUGACCCACGAGGUAAACACGAGGGGGCGGGUGUGCGCGUCGAACGGCACCUGCCGCCUGCUGGACGGCCGUCCCGGCGCCGGCUGGGACGUCUGGGGCCCGUGGUCGCCCUGCUCGCUGCCCUGUUCUGGCGGCGUGACGCACCGCUCACGGGGAUGUUUCGGGAGCGGUCGUGAUUGCGCCGGCGCCAGUCGAGAGGAGAAGGAGUGUAACGUUCACCGGUGCUCGGCCGGCUGGAGCUGCUGGACCGACUGGGGCGACUGUUCUCUCCGGUGCGGCCGCGGGGAGCGCCGCCGCCGCCGCCGCUGUGCCGACAGUCUGGGCCGGCCGGCCGUCGACUGCGGGGACGGCGCCGAGGUGCAGGUGGGCAGCUGUGGGGACGCCUCCUGCGCCGGCUGGCAGCAGUGGAGCUCCUGGACGCCUUGUGAGGACGGGCUGCAGUGGCGGCGCCGGGAGUGUCCCGCCUCCAACUGCACCGGCCCGGCGGCCCAGCGGCGGCUCUGCUGGCCGCCGCCGCCCCCGCCGCCGCCGGCCAGCUGGGCGAGCGCCGGCCUGCCGUUCGUGGCCGCCGCCGUGGGCUCGUUCUGCGCCGGCGCCGUGAUGGCGAUCGUCCUCACCUGCCGCCUAGUGGGCCGCUCCGGCUCCGGACUGAGCUCCGGGCGCAGCUCCGGAACCGGAUCGGUGCCCUCCAGUCCGCACUACAUCUCCGGGACGGCCCCCGAGUUCUUCCCGUCAGUUCCGGGGCCGGCCCCGGUCCCGGCGCCGGCCGCCUGUCCUGUACUCUCCUCCGUCGAGCAGGCUGACCGGCUGAGCGGUGCCUGGAGUCUGGCGAUCGCUAUAGGGCGCCGGCCGCGCAGAGCGCGCGCAGCGCGGGCCAGGGCGAGAAAGGUGGCCAGGGAGGCGCGCGGGGUGGCUACCCUGGCCAAGGGUCUGUCCACUAUCACGGAGGAGAGACCGGAACUGGUCGUCGAGUGAUGGGAACGAACCGGGCAGAGGAUGGGACCGGACGGAGGCGGGAAUUUAGAACUGAGCCGUGGUGAAUAGACAGCAUCGCGUAGCAUUGAGAUGAAACAGUCACCACUUUUUAUGAUGUGUUUAGAAAAUGAUCUGUUCAUGACUGGUAGACGAUAGUGAUGUGAUUCUGAGAUCAGUGAUUUGGUGUCCAUUGUCCAUGUAAAUUGUAAAUAUCAUGAUCAUUCUUUGUGAUAUGCAAACUAUGCUAGUGCUACAUAACUUUAAAUUUAAGAGAUGUUUUGCAGAAUAUGCGUGACUGUUCCACAUUUCAAUGCCUUUUGGCGAAUUCCUACUUUCAUUUACGAAAAAAUAAUAAUAAUAACGCGUCAACAUUAAGCUCACCUACCAUAACAACUGACAUUGAAUUGAGCUGACCGGUGAGCGAAUGUGUGUCAUUGUCGAACUGGAACGAACGCGAACCCUGUAUGUAUAUUGUAUGUUGACUCACUUGCACUUUAUGACUUUGAAUGAAUUUGGAAAAUGAUAAACAUCACGUCGUUUGGAUUUAUGCUAGACGGUAACACCCGGCCUGCACCGCACUUUUUCUGUUACCCUUACAAGUUCUCCUCAAAAGCCAUCACUCCCCAGCGGCUCUCACUUAUCAUACUUGUUCAUAGAUGGCAGCACUAGUAAACGCCUGAAUGUAUGCUGUUCCGCACUACCGGUUAUUGGCUUACGUCUGACCACGCGCUUCAUAGGUUGUGCUUGAGUUUUUUACUCGACUUUCUC
Amphibalanus amphitrite is the source of this 4398-nucleotide messenger RNA. RefSeq names its product semaphorin-5B-like. Bases 337 to 3630 code for a protein of 1097 amino acids. Gene Ontology annotation, biological process: semaphorin-plexin signaling pathway; axon guidance; neural crest cell migration. Gene Ontology annotation, molecular function: chemorepellent activity; semaphorin receptor binding. The record is from RefSeq and is a predicted model, not a curated record. The transcript has a single exon. NCBI's taxonomy places the organism in Eukaryota, Metazoa, Arthropoda, Thecostraca, Balanomorpha, Balanidae.